CACUUCAAAGCAUAGAAUUGACUCCUUUAAACAAUAUACAUCGAGCAGAGCCCUUUCGUUUGAAAUUUUCAAACCAUGGAACCCUAACCCUAAAUCGGAAUGGAGACCUACUGUUGAUGCUUGCUUCGACAUCGUGCCCAAGCAUUCGCGUAGGCCAGGUUGUGGAUUCCUACACAAUGUUGGCUCAAGUGUAUCUGCAUAUUCACCAUGGGGGUAAUUUUGUGCGAGAUCAUAAAAUUAGGUAUGUUAAUGGUGAUUUCGAAAAAAUAGAAGUUGACCCGGACAACAUUUCAUACCCUCACCUGAUUAAGUAUAUUAAAAAGGAUAGAUAUUCAAAUAUUGUGGAUCUUUACUAUAAGUUGUGUCAUGAGGGCAUGGACCAAUUACGGCUCUUGAGUGAUGAUUACAGUACGGUUGUUUUAAUUGAAGAAGUCUCAAAAUGGGGCGAAGUUGAAAUCUAUGUGGAACACGGGUUAGAUGAUGCUUUCAUUCAUUUAGAGUUGCCAUGUGUUGGUGCGAGUAAAGGCGCAGGGAUGGAAGAUGUACAACACAGGUGUAAUCCGAUUGAUGAAGUUGGUGUAGCAUGUGACAAUGUAUGUGAAGACACACCGAUGGCGGGAAAUGUUCAUGCUAAUAAUGAAUACUCAGAAGGAAGGGGUGGUGAUGUUCAAGUUGAUCCAGGGGAUGAAGACCUAAAGGAUGCUGAUGAUAAAGACACAGAAGACACUUCACACAUCAGUCAGUUCAGAAAUACAGAAAGGGGUGAGGGUGGUCAAGGCAGUGAAAAUGAAGAUCUUUCAAGUGAUGAUGUAGAAGAUGGCAGUGUGUACUAUGACAGUGAAGACCCCCCAAUUAUGUCUCUGAAAAUGAGCAAGAAGAUGCAGACGGCUUUGACAAAGCCAACUUUCCUUUCUACAAUACUGAGUCUGAUCCACCCACAUUGGAUGUGGGGAUGUUGUUUGAUGAUGGAAACCAAUUCAAGAAUGCUAUGAUAAGGUAUGCCAUUCACGAGAAAAGAAACAUACGAUUUGUAAAAAAUGAGCCAAUGAGGGUUAGAUUCAAAUGUGAAAAAAAUUGUCUCUUUGAGUGUUCGACAUCCUGGGAAAGAAGCUUGGGCUGUUUUCAGAUUAAGACAUUGGUGUCUAAACAUAGAUGCAAUCAGAGGUUCCAUUUGCGGGUUGUAAGUCAGAAGUGGAUACAAGAAAAGUAUGAGUCAAAGAUUAGUGACAAUCCCACUAUAGGCCACAUGGAACUGAAGAAACACAUUGAAGACACACUAAAAACAAAUGUCAGUGUUUGGAUGGUUGGCAGAGCAAUUAAUGAAGUGCUGAAAUCAAUAAAUGCAAAAUUUGAGGAGCAAUUUAAAAGAAUACGUGAUUAUGCACAGGAAUGUUUGUUUGUCCCUGUUUCAUUCAACAAUCAAACUAACAAUAUAGAAUAGAGCAGAAAACAGCUUUGAUUCAAUACCAAAUAAGGAUUUCGAACUUCAGAAUAUGGGUAUCGAGAAACAAAGGUUGCGGCUCUCUCUAGACUAAAAUAAUAUGCGCGUGAAUAAUCUGUCAAAAGCCUCUUCGCACAUUCCCUUAAAGGCUAUAUUUAUAUGCCUAGGGAAUGUGUGAUGUGACCUAAGCAUGAUUGGGCUCCUUUAUUGAUUGGGCCCAAUAGCACACUUUACACAUUUCCUAAUAAAGCUAGUCUAAUAAUAGCUAACAAAGAUCCCAAUGGGCUAAAAUAUCUAGACAAAAUAAUUACACAAAUACAAAGAUAUUUAUCAGGAUUGGACACCAUAAAAUAUCCCUAACAAUCUCCCCCUUGGUGUUCAAUCAUGUUCAUUCAGCAUUGUUGCGCGGAUAUCUUUGUCUUUGUGUUUAUUCAGCAAUGUAGAGGAGAGCGUAGAUAACAUUUGUUGAGUUGCUCUUCUUUUGUCUUGAUCUUCAGUGCAGCUCAGCUUCCUUUAUCUUGGUCUUGAGCUCGACUUCUUGAGAAGGCUUUCUGUAGAAAUCCUUGUAAUCUCCCCUUUGAUUUCUUCUUGGCAAUUUGUUCUUUGAUGUCGGGGUUUGAGGAAUCUUCAAAGUCUUGCUUGUAGUCCUUGCCUUCUAGAAGUUGCUUGUAGAGCAGCUUGAAUGAAUUCCGACGGCGCCUUUGGAGCAUGUGUUCGGUUGAUUUCCAGGCGCGCAUGGGAUUCAUCUUCAAAUUUGAUUACCCGACCUUUGUCUCCUCCAUUGUGUAGGUGCACAGCGGAAAAAGAUUGCUUUUGAGGAGAUCUCGUCGGUCGCAUUCCCAAAAGAGAUGGUUAACUUCUGGGUAAAGCUGACAAUUUGAUUUGAAGCUGUCUUGGCAUUUAUGAUGAUUUGAGAGAAUAGAGAGCCGUUGUUGAUUUUUGUGAUGGAGGAGAGAAGUGUCCAAAAAUGAUUUGUUGAUAGUGAACAGCAUGUGGACCAUUCUCCCCCUCAUGACGAUCCGAUGAAUCGGGACGUCAUGCUUUUAUUCUUUUAUUCUGGAUAACAAAAACUAAAAGAAAAAAAGAUAAAAACCGGAUACACCAUAGUGUUCCGUUAUCACAACAUCAAUGUAAACACUGAUGUGUGGCCUGUGUAAAAUGAUAGAAGCUAUAAAGUUCUAACAGGACUUCCAACCUGUCAUUGUGAAGCAUCUGAAGUAGAUGUCACUCUGGUUGUUAUGGCAUGAUCAUAAAGACCAGCAAUGAAAGCGGUAGCCCCCCGAAGUCACGUAGACACCCGUUAUCAUCACUAUAGAGAUAAACUCUAGAGCGAUGGCCUGAACAUGUUGGUGAUUUCUAUGUUGCAACAGCAGGACUUCCUUCCAAUCAUCGGUCUACAUCUAAAGUAGAUGAGCCCUAUGGAAGUUCUCGCGGGUCAUGAAGACCUGCAACUGACUCAAAAGUGUGUUUGUGUCCUAGAAAAUUCAAAACAUUUGGGAGUGAGAUAACUAGACACGACGUGAUCAAUGAAAGUUCAGUGGCAUGGGGCUGAGGCCACUGUAGUCAGUAUCACUUGCCUCGGAAGGAGACAAUAAUAAUAGAUGAGGUUCCCCGUGAAAUAUGAUUAAGCACAUGUCUGUUGGGAAACAAGUGAGUGGUCUAGGGUAGGGUUGUGCAUGCGCCGUUUGGACAAAAUGCAGCGACUUCUACCCGGGAUCUGAAUAAAUUCAGUCCUGAACCUAUGGGGAAUUGUCCGGAUUAUUUGAGUGACUGGGAGUAAUUCUCUCAAUUGAAAGCGCAAUUGAGGUAGCAGACAUGUAAUUGAUUAUUGUUUUCUCGCUCACAUGAGCCUUCUGCAUCCUCACUCUCAUAGUGUUCACUCAGUUACCCACUCCCUCUCGGCUUUGCCCCUUGGGUAGGCUUAGUUGGGUUUACUAAGCCAUUGGGACUUGUCUCUCGUUUCUCUUUGCUCUUUUCUCUUUGUACUCCCCCUCAACUGUAGCACUCAGUAGGAUGCCUUUGAUGAUAAUUGGCGCUUGGGAGGAGAACAUUGAAAACUCCCCCUCAAAAUCUGCAUCCUCGAGAGAAUUCUUGUAUUUAGCUUGGUUGUUUGAGGGUUCAGGUUGGGGUUAUUGGCUAGAUGAAGCACCAUGCUCGAGUAUCCGUUGCCUCUUAUUCUCCCCCUCAUGAGGAGCCGAAUAAUCAGGGUCCUCAUGUGAACGUUUGUGACCACGGAGACUGUCAUUGCAUGUGCUUUAGGUUUCAAGUACCACAAUAAGAGCUCUUUGUUUGUCAGUGAGUGGAGCUUCUUUGGUUUCCAGAAUGCUCGCUAGCAUAAUGGAUGCUAGGUCAUCGAAUGGCAUGGUAAAUGGUCUAAUGGGAUAGGGUAAGGAUUGGAGUGAGUUGCUGUUGGGAAUGGGAGGAUGAAGGUUGAGUUAGAGUUUGGAUGAUGUCAUUAAGAAGCGCCGGGGUGGUCCUGAAUUCCUGUGCCUAAGCGGUUAUUGCUUCGUGCACCCAUGGCUUAAUGGUGGAAUCCAAGAAGCGCUGCAAAAUGACAGAAAGGUCGGUAGGGUUAGGGUUUCCGGUUACAGGGGUAGUAACCGUUGUCACAACAUCGGUAAAGAAUAGCGGUGUGUGGCCUGCAUAUGAUGAUUGGGUUAUCUGUAGAGCAGCAGGACUUCCGAUCAUCAUUGAAGUAUCUCCGAUCGUUGUUGACAGGUAGAGUGGACCUGUAGAGUGCGGUGGUGUGAAGAAUGUAUGUGUCCUAGAAAAAUUAGAAAAUAUAUAGAGGGUGACACCUAGACACAAUGUGGUAGAAGGAGGGGUAGUGACCUGGGGCUGAUGGUCACUAUAUAUAUCCUCGGCCGCUCCGAAAGGGGGCGGAGAGGUGGGUAUGAGAUUCCCUGAUAUUGAAACUACUACCUAUUGGGAGGUAGCAGAGCGGCUAGGAGAGGCUUGUGUAUGCGCAGUUGGGCUGGAUGUUGCGUCUUCUACCCGGAGACUGAAAAGAUCAGUCUCUGUGCCUAUGGGGUUAGCCCGGUUUGUAACAUCUAGGUUUCUUCAGCUAGGCUUCUUGAUGCUUGCACUCUUUGUGUAGGAGUGAGUGAUGAGGAGAGGACAUCAUGAUGUUGUUUAGAGCGAGUCUCACUGGUAAUCUGUCCUUGAGUAUUCUUUCUCAAGUAAGACUCCCCUUCAUCUGCAGCCGUAGGAAGCUUGAUAUUGAAUCAACAUUUUUGUACAGGAGCUUUCCUGGCUUUCCUUGCGUUGUCAUCUUCAUCCUCGUCGUCCUCAUCACUCUUUUCGUUGUCGCUCUUUCCAGCCUUGCUCCCGGAGCCCUCAUCGUCAGCGUUUUGUAGUCUGGCUGCGCUAGACGAGUCAUAGGUAGUCUCCUCAGCAACUCGGAGGUGGCCCUCAGCAGACAUAGUCUGAUCAUCAUGGGGCCAGACUGCCACUGGUCUAUGUGGCUGGGUUCAACUCUCAGGACCCUCACUUGCGCUCGACUGACUCCCUGGGGUAGGCUCAGGAGGGUUUAUCUGAGCCAUAGGGAGUAUGAUAUUGUUCUUUUGGCAGUAGCGUCGGAUAGAUGGGUCAUUAGGAUCAGCUAACUGCAGAAGUGGAACUGGUAUAGUGAGAAGUACCAGUGUAGGAUCCUCAGUCAUCUUCUUCUUGAGAUAUUUAAGGGCAGGAGUGCUGACGUUCUCAGUGAAUAGUCGUCGGUGAAUAGUUGGAGUUGUUCUGCAGAAACGUCACGCUAGCACUGAUAACCAUCUCAUAUAUGGUAAAUGUUUGAUCAGGUUUGUCCUUUUCGUCUAUCUAAUCAGCUCAAGAAUGUUGUCCCAGAUCAGCGAGACAAAGUUGUAGUUUUUUUUUUUGAAUGCCACGCCAUGGUCAAAAGAUAGAUGUUGCACUUUAUCGAAGUCGGUGUGUUUGGCAGUGCAGCACUUGUUUAGUGUAGCCAUCAGAGUCCUCCGUGGCUGUGGUAGUCUUCCGGGUUUGACCUGGGAGAUGAGCUUGAUCGCUUGUGCAUGACCCAGUGUGAUCAUGUCCUCCAUGAUGUCUUCCUCAGUGCCCAACUCAUAAUAUGCAUCCUCUUAUAAGAUUUGCAAUACCUGGUGCAUCAUCUCUUUGGUAAUCGUGACCUUAGUGUCCUUGAUAGUGGCGGUCAGCAUGUCAUCUAUCUCGUUGUCAUCAUCAUCAGUGUCCUUGUCAAAUGUUGCCCAAAAUUGUUGGAGAUACACCUGAGGGACUUUAGCAAAUUCGCUCAUGGUUUGUCAUAGUGUGUGGUCCUUCAGAGUGGUCACGAUCACGUAAGACAAGACAAGACCUUUGGGUCCAACUUCGAGUUGUUCUCCUUGAUGGGGUAUCAGUUCUGGAUCCCGUAGACGGUCUUCAUUGCUGCUAGUUCUGCCAUGACAUGCUUAAGUUGUCUUGCAUUGAUCCUUGAUUGGUAUCAUGAGGAGAAAAUUGUAACUCCCCCUCAGAAUGUGCAAGGUGUUGUUUGUCACCCGGGGAGUAAAGUAGAGAACUCCCCCUUGGAAUGUGCUUUCUUCGUUGUUUGGCACCAGGAGGAGUGAAAAAGAAACACCCGCCUCAGAAUAAGCACUUGUUGUUUGUUCUUGGCAUGUGUUGGUGUUGAGGUGUGCAUUUGUUGAUUUUUCAUCUCAGUGAGGAGUAUACACGCCAAUACUCCCCUUCAUAAUGUGCACCUAUUGAUUGCUCACAUCUCGUUUUCAUACCCGCCAUGCGUGUGGAGCAAUCGGUUCAGUUUCCACACAUGACGGACCUGCAAAAGGUUAAGAAACCUUUGGUACCCAUUUCAGGGUGGGUCCAUCCCUUUUAGCACAAAAGAAAUUUUGAAAUUUUUGUUUUAUUUUAGUUCCUAAACCAGUCUCUUUUGAAUCUUUUUGAGAGCUAUAUGACUGGGAUUCUGAUUUAGGAACCCAUUUUUGAGUUAUUGCCGGUGUAUGAGAAUUUUCAGCGCUGGUGAAUGAUGGAACAGAUUUCCGAGAAGUAAAGAUUUUCUCCCUUGAUAACCGUUUCAGGUGUUUAGCUGAAUAAACUUUGAGGGGAUAAGUCAGACAAACACCAUCACAAACAGUAUAGGUUGAAGCUUCAAAUCUUUUCUUUUCCGAUUUGCCAUCAUUCGCAUCACAAUGAGGUUUGACAACCUUAGCCUUUUGCUUAGGUUUCUCAGGCUUUCUAACCUCAGCUAUAGAAUGAGAAAACACAGAUCUAGAGUCAUUAGAAAAAGACUGAGAAGAAUGGUGUGUGACAGAGCUAAAUCUAUGUUUGUUUGAAUAAAAAGCAGCACUAGAACAAGACUUCUUAUUUUCAACAAAAUUCAUUUUCUUCUUCCCUUCAGCUAUUUCAGCUCUCUUUAGCCUCCACUCUCUUUUCCUCUCUAGUCUCCUACUCACUUCAUUUUCUGUUUUCAAAGGAGACGUGGAGUGAGUGGGUGGCCUUUUGAAAAUGUUAGGUUUGUUCAGAAUUUGUCGAGAAGAAUCAGUAUCACUAGAUGAUUGGGAAGCUGUGCCAGAUUGGGAACGUUCUUUUAAAAUGGUCAAUUCUCUCAACAACCUCUCCCUCUCACUUUCAAAACUUUUUCUUUCUUCUUCAAAACUCUUUCUUUGAUUUUCUAAAGAAAUGUGUAAGUUUUCAAAUUUUCUGAUUAGUGGAGGGAUAUAGGGUUCUUCUCCACUUGAACCUGAGGUUGAAAGGGGUUCAGGGUCUGACACAACUUCCUUCUCAAGAGGAUAGGGACUAACAUCUUCAUCGUGUGAAAAAACAGGUUUGGCUGUUUCAUAGCUUUUGUUUAGAGAGUCAUAACUGAAAGGAAUUUCGGCUUUAGAAGGAUUUGAUCGCUUUACCUCUUCUUCUUCUGCGGUUUCCUUUCCAUAGGUAAAAGCCAUCAACUUGGUCAAUCCUAACCCCAUGUACUUUAUGUUGUAAAGUUGAAGACAAUCAAUCUUUUUCAAAUUGUUGGGGUUAGAAAAACCAAGACCUUCUUUUGAGUUAUAAAAACGAGUGUCCUUGUUUUGGUUCAAGAAAAUUGUUUGUUCAGUCUGUCCUCUUUUGACCAGUAGAUCUUCUAACUCUUUGAUUUUUGUGAAAAGAGAACAUCUUUGUUUACGUAAAAAGUCGUUUUCUGCUUUCGCAACAUUUCGUUCGAGUUCUGUGUCACUAACCUUCUUAGUUAGUUCAGUUAUUUUCUGUGUAAGCUUCUCUGCUUCUAAAUUUUGUUUCUGAACUCUUUCUUUCUCAUUUUCUAGUUGUAACUUCAGGGAGUGUCUCUUGUCUAGAGUAUCAAGUAACACUUUGUAGUUGUUAUCUAACCUGUCUCUUAACUCCUUAAUAAUAUUGUCCUUUUCUUGUGAAGAAUGGACUUUGCAAGUACAGGAGCAAGAAGGUUCAGAAGUAUCCAUGGUUGAUUGUUGAAUGUUGACCGUAGACGUGAGGUUGAUUGAAGUUUCUGCAAAUUUUCGGACCUUGAAGUGUAGCUUGGUCCUUGAGAAAAAUAGCCUUAACCUUGAGAUUUUUUUUUUUUUUUUUUUUUUUUUUUUUUAAAUCUCAAGGUUGACUCUUGGAAGCUUUGGUUGUAAGGUUCACCUUUGGUGUUGGACUUUUGGACUUUGAAGUGGCUCAAAUUAGCUCUUGAAAAAGAAAGAUGAAAAAGUGUACACUUUCAAGCAAAGGAGUAAAGUAAACUUCUUAAAGUAUCCCACACCUAAACUCCUUGGAAACUUUUGAGCCUUUAAAUAAGAACCACUCCUCCUUUAAUAUUAAAAGGUGAAGGAGAAGAGGGGAGCUCUCGCGCACACAAGAAUUCCGGCUUUCAGUUCAAAAUCGAAAAUUCGCACCCCCCCUGCGCGGGCGACCUGCGGACACGAUAGCCGUAGAAUUCAGCGGGUCUCAAAAGACAAUUUUUGCCCCUCUUUCCUUUUUUUUUUUUUUUUUUUUUUACUCAAAGCUUUGCCUUCCUAAUCUCGAGAACUCUUUUCGAUACUCAACCUCGAGAAGUGCUUUUCAAUAUUGGCUUCGAGAAGUUCAACCCGAGAAGCUGCAGUUCGAGAAAUUUCUUUCGCGAAGCAGUCUAUCGAGAACCUGUACUUCGAGAAGUGCUUAUCGAAAACUUCCUGUCGAAAACUUCCUAUCGAGAAAUUGCUGUCGAGAACUUCCUAUCCAGAAGUCCCUAUCGAGAACUUGCUGUCGUUCCUAUCGAGAACCUGUUCUUCGAGAACUCUUAUCGAGAAACCUCCUGUCGAAAACCUGUCUAUCGAGAACUUCCUGUCCAGAACCAAUCUAUCGAGAACCUGUUGUCGCACCUAACGCUCGAGAACCACCUGCGAAAAACAAAAAUUCCGAACAAUACAGAAACGGAAUUCUGGACUGCUAUAUCUCAGAUUCUGAUCGAAAACGCCCUGAAAUCACAGAUUCAUGUCCAUUGCUGCUCUAUCAAACAAAAACAAUCGCAUAAACUUAGAUUGUCGAGAAGCUUGUCUUCAACGUCAACAGUAGAUCCGAAAUUGCAGAGAUUCUUCAAUCGAUUUCACGCUCGGCUCUGAUACCAAUUGUUUGUCCCUGUUUCAUUCAACAAUCAAACUAACAAUAUAGAAUAGAGCAGAAAACAGCUUUGAUUCAAUACCAAAUAAGGAUUUCGAACUUCAGAAUAUGGGUAUCGAGAAACAAAGGUUGCGGCUCUCUCUAGACUAAAAUAAUAUGCGCGUGAAUAAUCUUUCAAAAGCCUCUUCGCACAUUCCCUUAAAGGCUAUAUUUAUAUGCCUAGGGAAUGUGUGAUGUGACCUAAGCAUGAUUGGGCUCCUUUAUUGAUUGGGCCCAAUAGCACACUUUACACAUUUCCUAAUAAAGCUAGUCUAAUAAUAGCUAACAAAGAUCCCAAUGGGCUAAAAUAUCUAGACAAAAUAAUUACACAAAUACAAAGAUAUUUAUCAGGAUUGGACACCAUAAAAUAUCCCUAACAAUGUUUGAACUCCAAUCCCGGAAGCACUGUGAAAAUCCUCAUAGAGAGGCAUACCCCUCAAGGCCCUUGUGUUUUCAAAAGAAUGUAUAUGUGAUUUGGCGCUAUGAAAGCAGGCUUCCUUGAAGGGUGUAGAAAGAUAAUAGGGCUGGAUGAGUGCUUUAUCAAAACUGCUUUAAAGGGUGAGAUAUUAUCCGUGGUUGGUAGGGAUGCAAAUAACCAAAUGUACCCCAUCGUGUGGGCAGUUGUGGAGAUAGAAAACACUGAUUCUUGGAGAUGGUUUUUAACGCUAUUGAAGAAUGAUUUGGGCAUUGGAAAUGCUGGUGCUUGGACUUUCAUUAGCGAUCAGCAAGAGGGACUACUAAAUGGAAUCAAUGAGUUAUUUCCAUAUGCCGAAGUGAGGAAUUGUGCCAGGCCUAUCCAUGCGAAUUGGAGUAAGGGUCACAGAGGUAAAGUGAUGAAAAAACAUUUUUGGGCUUGUGCUCGGUCUACUAAUGAAGCUCAGUUCAAGUACAACAUGGAAGCAUUAGGAAAGGUAGACCGGGGGCAAAGGACAAUUUGGAGAAAUACAGUCCCUCACUAUGGUCAAAAGCAUUUAUUCGAACAGAGGUGAAGUGUGAUGCUAUCGAUAAUAAUUUUUCUGAAGCCUUCAACUCAACCCUCAUUAAUGUGAGACAAAAACCAAUCAUUCCAAUGCUUGAAGCAAUUAGAGUGGGUGUAAUACGCAGAAUUGCAAAGAAAAGAACAAGUGUGAAGAAGUGGAGCGGUAAUCAUGGGUGUUUGAUAAUUAAACAACUUCAGAAAAACAUUUUGCACAGCCUGGGUUGGCAUGUUGAUUUCAAUGGUGAUAAUAGGUAUGAAAUAAAAAAGGGAAAAGGUGCAAAUAGGCCCAUGUACUAACCAAAAAAGGUCAAAUAAGCCCUUAUUUAGGAGGCUCUGUCCGUCCGUCGCCAUUUGGGGUGGUUCCCGGUGAAACUUUUUGAUGAAAUUUUUUGAGCAUCUUAUUCAUUAAGUCUAGUUUACUCAUACCAAAUUUCAGCUAAAACUUCAAUUGGGAAGGCAUUCAAAUGAAUUCUUGAAAAUAACUGCACAGUUAGAAGCACAGUUAUCUUCAAGAAUUCAUUUGAAUGCCUUCCCAAUUGAAGUUUUAGCUGAAAUUUGGUAUGAGUAAACUAGACUUGAUGAAUAAGAUGCUCAAAAAAUUUCAUCAAAAAAUUCCACCGGUAAUCACCCCAAAUAACGACGUCCGGACAGAGUCUCCUAAAUAAGGGCUUAUUUGACAUUUUUUUGUUAGUACAUAGGCCUAUUUGCACAUUUUCCCAAUAAAAAAAGGAAGAAUGCACUUCACGGUGAAGUUGGACAAAAGGACUUGCAGUUGUAGGUCAUGGGAUUUAACUGGUAUUCCAUGCGCACACGCUGUGUGCUAUUUUUGACAAGGGGAUGCUGCCAGAAGACUUCAUUGAUGAAUGUUAUUCAAAAGAAGUGUAUUUGAAGACUUAUUCUCAUACACUGAACCCCAUAAAUGGAGAAAUGUUAUGGCCCAACACUCAAACAGAAGACAUUCAUGCCCCUAUCCCAAAAAAGAUGAGCGGGAGGACAAAGAAGAAAAGGGUCCGGGAGGUAACAGAAGAGGCUCCUCGAAAAGGCGGGGAAAGACUUUCGAGGAAAGGCAGAAUAAUGACUUGUUCUUUGUGUAACAUUCAAGGACAUUCAAAGGUCAAAUGCCCUACAAACGCCACUACACAACCCACUUCAACCGCAACAAGAAGGAGACUGAUCGGGCUAAACUUGCAAGUAUACAAGUGCCGAUAUAGUAAUAAAAUACCGGUAAAUACCGGGUCGAUCCACAGGGAAAUGGUUGUUAUUAUAAAGUCGAAUAUUGAAUGCAAAGAAUGUAAAUGAUAUAUUUUUUUUUCAGGAACUUUGCUCUUUGAGAUUGGUUUAAACAAGAAUGAGAAUUACUAAGGCAAUCGGGAUUCACCUAAAUGCUUU
Molecule: messenger RNA, 11408 nt
Organism: Cuscuta epithymum
Lineage: Eukaryota; Viridiplantae; Streptophyta; Magnoliopsida; Solanales; Convolvulaceae
Source: the annotation of a GenBank genome assembly